Messenger RNA from Biomphalaria glabrata, 1929 nucleotides. RefSeq lists its product as uncharacterized. The transcript has 12 exons. Bases 225 to 1571 code for a protein of 448 amino acids. Lineage: Eukaryota; Metazoa; Mollusca; Gastropoda; Planorbidae. The record is from RefSeq and is a predicted model, not a curated record.
CAACAACGUCAAUUUUGAAUAGCGACCGGUCUCUUUCCCAGUCUCAGAGCCAAACUACUUGCAUUUAUGAGCCACAAACUGCUUGGGAACCACAUCAUGCCAACCUCUUCUGAAUGGCUAAAUAUCUUUAAAAUUAUAGGCCCCAACAACGGCCCAGUGGUGGCUUCCUAAGGAGGUUCGCUUGAUAGUCAGAAGUAGAUCGAGGCCUCUUCCAUCUUUAAGAAAUGUCUACCAAGCACCUAAGCCUACUUCAUUGUCUCACGGCAGUGAUGCCCCUUCUCUUUUGGUCAAGUACAGUUGGAAACGAACUCAUGAAGUAUACUAUGGAUGGAUCAGGCGAAUUUAACACGACCUAUAGAAACAAUGAAACGAAUUCAACAGCUUUAUUUACCAAAAGCUUUAGUGGCGAUUCAUGCAGGAGUUUUGCAUAUAACUGGUCGUUGCAUGAACUACCCCCUGAGAUAGGUAACAUGACAGGGGAGCCAGCAGACGAUCCAGUUGAUGUUCACGUGACGAUGAACGUAGCAGGUCAAGACAAUGGUACUACAAUUAUGGUCUUCUUCCAAUACCCACAAAAAGCUAUGAUAAAGCCGAAAGGUUUUUUUUUCGCUGCCCAUGGAGGGAAAGACCCCAUGAACCCUCAAUGCUACUUUGUAAUAAUAGAUAUGCUACACCCCGCCUUCCAGGAUGAGGUGCCCCUGUACUACGAAUUUCCAGAUGCUCUUUAUGACCAUGAUACUUACACGGUGUAUGCGGUCAGUUUGCCUCUGCCUCCAGUAAGACCAAAAAUGCCAGAGGAGCCUGUCGUUCUUAUAAAAACUGGCGAUACAGCUUAUGGAAAGACAACCUUAGCAGAGGUAGCUCCGAUCUGGAGCCCCUACAUAGUGUUACGUCGCUUAACGGACGAGGACGACUUUGAGGUGAAGUUUAAUGAGAACAGAAACUUCUUCUCGGGCAGAACAUUUGGUGUGACCUACACCCUGUCCGAAACGGGGGAGCAAUCGCCGGAGCAAAUGGUUGCGUAUGAUGAAACUUGCCAAACGAGCGAAAAAAAACAGGAAUGCGCCAUUACUUAUGAAAACGUGGUUGGAACUUUUAAAGUUUCUAUCAGAUCUUUCCAUCCAUUAUGUAACGACUCCUGCGCUGUAACUGAAAGUGACUUUUACACAGUCUUAAAGAAAGAAAUUCGCGUAAUGACUACUGUCCCGAAAAUGAUUCCACAAACAAUGACCACGACCGCAAUGAUGACCACUAUGCCUGCUACCACCAUGAAGGCCGUCACACAUAUGGAAACAACUACACAGUCGACGACCAUGAGCACACUAAGGCCGUUAACCCAUUCGAGCACCACCGAGAGGACCACAGUGCUGGAGACUUCCGAAAUGAUAACGGAGCCUCAAGUUCAAGCAGCCAUGUCGAACGAGAAGACCAAGAGCAGCAACAACACGCUGGUCGGGGGUCUGAUGGGAGGACUGGCGGCCGCGGGCCUGUUCACCAUGAUCGUUGUCCUGUUUGCCGUCAUGGAGAAAUCGAAACCAGCAAAAGUGAAGGGUAAAAAAUCAACGAAGUAGCUGCGAGCAAUGAAUACAAAGUUUCCACCCAGAAUCUAGUUUUUAAACAUCAAAACCACAAACGCUGGGCAGUGCUUGCUAUUCAAAUACCAUGGAGCCUUUCUAGGGAUUGAAGAGCAGAUAGAUGUUGCCAACUACACAUCCAGAAGAUUUUCAAACUCCAUAGAUGGAUAGAAUGUUUUUAUUUACUUUAUGUAUACUCGCCAUAAUUUAGACAAGGUUGUCCAUCUAGGAUCUUGUACAAUUUUAAUUUAUAAUAUUUAUUUAUGCAUUCAUAUUUGAAUGAUAGAACAAAGAAUAUUUUGUCUUUGAAUAUUUCAUCAAGUAAAUAUUCGAUUUAUAGAAACUGAUAACACAA